Molecule: messenger RNA, 3471 nt
Organism: Exaiptasia diaphana
Lineage: Eukaryota; Metazoa; Cnidaria; Anthozoa; Actiniaria; Aiptasiidae
Product: synaptotagmin-1
Exons: 4
Coding region: 816-2381 (521 amino acids)
Biological process (GO): calcium ion-regulated exocytosis of neurotransmitter; cellular response to calcium ion; regulation of calcium ion-dependent exocytosis
Molecular function (GO): syntaxin binding; phosphatidylserine binding; calcium ion binding
Source: RefSeq, a predicted model, not a curated record
ACAUAAAAUAGUUACACUAUCAAAUCCUCUAUACAUCUGAGAUUUUAACAAACCAAAAGACAUGAUUUACUCUAAGGAUAAACACAAACUUUCUCCUUACUUUUUAUUAUUAUUUAAUCUUGAUUUCUCGAGCUAUUGAUUCUCAGAAUUGACAAAAUAGAAGGCAYUGUUGCGCAUWGUUAUUUUCCACUUCUCGUUAGCAAAAACGUGUCAAAAACUUCGGAUGAUUUUGCAACAAGAAUUUCAUACCAUUAACUAUGUACUUACUAUUAGUCCAUGUUUUGUUUGAUGUCCAAGGCGAUCUGUUUGACAUUUUUCACCUUUUAUUUCAAUUUUUCGAUUUUCUCUUGGCAUUCCAUAGUUGUUGCUUUYCUCUUGAUUGUUGUGACUUUGAAGAAUACCGUUACACGAAACGUUGCGUGACCUAUUGCGUUAUUUUAGUUUGUUUGACAUUCUGUGACAURUUGUGUGACUCCAAAUUAUUGCAAGACAUUGCGUGACUGUAGUGUUUGUGRAAAAUUUGUACAGCAAUUURAAUACAGGCAUUMUGCAARCUGUAGUGUUCAUUGUAUCAACUUAGGAGMGUGUUGCAAAGAUUUUUAUUGURUAAAGUGAAAUGUCAACGCAUUUUCAAAAUGGCUGCCRAUGAUCACGUGAUUGUGGUCACCGGUCAGCAAUGCAGGUUGAAUAGUGACGUCAUGGUAUUGUUUGUUCACUUGUCGGUUGAAAACGGACCUGAAACUCGUUCAGUAAACAAGAUCGAAAUGGAACAACGGAAAUUUCCACGAAAAAAGGGCUGAUUGGAGCAAGACAAGAUGUCCAUGCCAUUACAAUUUAAGGAUUUCGACCCUCGCCGCAGUAAACAGAACUCCAGCUAUGUGAGUCGCUUAAUAUGGCAAAAUACCGGAAUUACCUGCUUCAUCGCCCUAUUGAUAUUCCCUGUUCUGUUGGGCGUGGCCGUAGGGUACCUUUUCGUCCUAGCAGGGGUCACAACGUUUAAAAAGCUAACUGGAAAAAACAACAAUCAGUGCUAUAAAGAAGAAUACCAAAGAAUCAAAGURGUUUUAGGCGAGGAAGUCGUUGAGUCUUCAUUCCCGGACUCGGUAUCCCUCAACGUCCAAGAUGGCGGACAAGAUAUUCAUUCCCAGUCCACUCCACCACAAAAAUACUACCAGCACCGCAUUGUGAAUCAGAACGGACAAGCUCAUAACGGUUAUGUCAAGUCCUACUCACCACAGAAUGGCCGAAAGAGUCAGGAUUCUGAAGACGAUAAAACGCAUGCGCGUCAUAAGGAAUACCGCAGUGCAGAUGACAGUGACUCUAGUACCCAGGCUUCUAUGGAGGACAACGAGGAGAAAACUGAAGAUGAAGAAAAGGAGUCAAAAAGGAAAUUGAACUCGUUAAUGAAUAAGCACAAUAAAGCUAAAAUCAUCUACGACAGUCCAAGCAAAGUUAUGAAUACUAGUAUGGAAUCAAACAGCGAAGUCCCGUCGCCUGACGGGGGUACUGGUGGGGAGCUAGGACGACUACGAUUUGCUUUGCACUACACUGCUGCAAAGAACGAACUCCAAGUUAACGUGAUAAAAGCUACAAACCUUCCAAUCUACGAUAACAARGAAGGUAUCAAUCCAUACGUGAAGUUAUGUCUUCUUCCGCAACAGUUUUGCUGGCAAAGGACGCAAAUAAUCGAGAACAACCCAGACCCAGUCUACAACGAGAGUUUCGUCAUUUCCGGUUUCUCCAAGGAGCGUCUCCAUGACUACACGUUGCGAUUCUGCGUGGUUAAUUAUCAUGAUCACUUUACGGAGAAGUAUGCAGAUGACGUCAUAGGGGAUAUAUAUCUACCGCUGUCCUCAUUGAACACGAUAGAAAAUAAACCUACAUACUCAAUAUCAAAAUGGAUGAACUUGCAGCAUGUUGCAGCUACAAAGCCUGAACCAGACGAACUGGGCGAAGUAUGUGUGUCAUUAUGUUUUCGACCAAUCAGCGGCCGUCUUAUUGUCACAUUGACAAAAGUACGAGGACUACCCAAAAUGCAACUGGACCGUACAGAUCCCUACGUCAAGCUAUCGCUCUAUUGUGACGGUGUACGUCUAUCAAAAGCAAACACAAGAGUGAAACGAAAGACACUUAACCCUGUUUUCAACGAGAAAUUCAACUUUAACGUCAACUCGGACCAGAUCUCUCUCACCACAGUCGUUCUCAAGGUUGUCAAUCACUAUGACGUCAAUUAYGGAUCUGGUGGCAGUGGAGGCAUGGGGCAGGUCGUGCUGGGUUAUAAUUCUCUGGGGUCUGGGCAGGAGCAGUGGAACUCUAUGUUAGAAUCUCCAAGCAGACACAUUGAAAAGUGGCAUAAGAUUUACAGAGACAAUUCAAUGUGAUAAUCCAUGUUAGUYAUGAAAUAUGUUACACAUAUAACAGCAUAUAAAGCACACAUUUACUGACAUGAAAGCUUCUAUGUGAAAACGAAAGGCAUUGUAAUUUUAAUACGCACUCUGAAUGAGAGACCACUGGCUAACACUGUACCGAAGAAAGCCAAUCUUUUGCUUUUCUACCACAGGAAGCCCAAUCCUUACUAUGCGCGUUUAAUGAUGAAACAAAAGUUGGAUGUACAUAUAUCAAUUCCUCGUUUUACGGCUUCAGGAAUAACAAUUUUUGUCGCGGUACCGACAUCAUAUAUUUACAUAAUUGAAGUGAAAUAUCACAGGAAGCCCGAUGACUUUGAAGGCGCCCAAAAGAGCAUAUAUGGUUGUGUGUCGGGACAGAACUGCAACAGUUCAUCAAAUACAGAAUUAUUACAAACACAUGGAGAAAAGAAGUUUGAAUCGACUGCCACAGGAAGCCCAAGUAUUUUAUCCCAUUAAGUGUACGGUGACUAUAAAGGAUCGGUUUUAUUAAGUCCGUUUAUCCCUUCAUCAAUCCCCAGGAGCGGCUUAAUCGGAUAAUUACACUAAACACCGUACGAAAACCCUGCCGACCACAAGAAAAUGGUACAUUUGUAUCAGCACGUACACCCGAUAAUGACAAUCCCACCUGAACAUAUGGAAAACARCGCAAAAUAGCAAAGAAUCCGCUCUWAUCAAUURACCAAUCAGAAUCCAUUCAAGUUAUGACGUCAUGAAAGUAACGAAUUGGAAAUAUGUCGUAAUGGCCGGCAUUUAAGAAUGAUUACGGAUGUUGACAGUCUWGYACACGUCGUAGAUAAUGACGCCUAUGAAGGCUUUAAUAUUUUUUUAUUAUUAUUUCAUGUAUAUUUUCUGCUAUUAAAUUUAAGAGUUGAAUUUUUUAUAGCAAGCAGUAUCGGGCUAUAAAAGUCACAUAAAAAGCUUAAAAGUUUUUAACGUUAUACAGCUCUUUGUUUUAUUUUCUUUUACAUACUUCUAUUUCAUUGAGAACACUAGUCUACUAUUGUAAUAAUCAAGAUUUUAGUUAAAAUUAUAACAGUARAGAUAUUCUCUGUCAAUUAUCAAA